This is a messenger RNA of Pocillopora verrucosa, 1235 nucleotides long. The record is from RefSeq and is a predicted model, not a curated record. Lineage: Eukaryota; Metazoa; Cnidaria; Anthozoa; Scleractinia; Pocilloporidae.
GGAAAUUUGGCCUACCUGCCUUUGUCACAGCAUAAUUUCAUUGCUUAUAACCGCUGGAUUCAUCAUUCCAUUCACCACGGGUUCAUGCAGUGACGGCAAGUGUCCCGUUUCAUUCCAUUUCACUAUUGGAAGGAAUAUGGUAGAUGGGCACGCUCUGCUUGAUCACGUGUUUGCAACUGUCUCUGUGACCAGAGUGAUCGAUUGUUUCAGCGCAUGUCAAACCAACUGUCGUUGUAUUUCGUUCAACUUCCUGACACAUUCCAACCAAGAUAACUGUCAACUGAAUGAAGAAAACCGACACCUGAAGCCUGGUGCUUUAAUUCCCAUGGAAGGCUCUCAGUACUACGAUCUGGAUAUCAUCUAUCAUACGGGGGCAUGUACUCAGUGUUUCAAAAGAUGCUGCAGGGCUCAGCCGUGUUUUAAUGGAGGAACAUGUCGAGAAAAUUGUCACGUGACUGGAAGACGAUUCUUGUGUCAUUGUCCUGCACGUUUUAUUGGCAAUGUAUGUGAGAAAGACUGUCAGGAUGCCCUGGGUAUGGAAAGCGGUGAUAUUUCUGAUGCACAACUCAGUGCCUCUACAGAACUGGCUCCAGAAAAAGGAGCAAAGCACAGCAGGCUACAAUCCAAGUGGAAUGGAGUAUCUGGGGGAGGCUGGGUAACUAAAAUAUCUGACAUCAACCAAUGGCUACAGAUCGAUCUACUGGAUCAGCAUUCUUAUGUUGUAACAAAGAUAGCUACACAGGGCAGAAAUUAUUAUAGUCGCAUUGUGACCAAAUAUAAACUUCAGUACAGUGACGAUGGAGUUACCUUCCUCUAUUACAGAGAAGAAGGCCAAGUUACUGACAAGGUUUUUCCUGGAAACACAGACAGGGAUACUGUAGUGUCACAUGAACUAAUUCCACCAAUCAGAGCACGCUAUAUUCGUUUUCGACCGAUAGAGUGGUCUGACUACAUAGGAAUGAGGGUGGAGCUCUACGGCUGUCGCGAUAACUGAACGGAAAGUGGAUUACCAAAGGCACGUGUAUCAAGACUGAAUGUGGUCUUAAAUGGCUUCCUAGAGUGUUGGAAAAGUUCAGCAACUGACUAAGAAGACUGCAUACCCUUCGGCAUGAAACAAAAAAAAUCUCCCCUUAGAGCGGUAAAAAUUACUAAUAACUUGAUAUUGCUAAAAAAAAACAUACUUAGACUACGAGCAGUCCCUCAGUCGCGUGGCCAAUGUACAAUAAAAACUAGUU